Manihot esculenta (cassava) is the source of this 587-nucleotide messenger RNA. RefSeq names its product flowering-promoting factor 1-like protein 2. Gene Ontology annotation, biological process: vegetative to reproductive phase transition of meristem; regulation of flower development. NCBI's taxonomy places the organism in Eukaryota, Viridiplantae, Streptophyta, Magnoliopsida, Malpighiales, Euphorbiaceae. The record is from RefSeq and is a predicted model, not a curated record. The transcript has a single exon. Bases 101 to 403 code for a protein of 100 amino acids.
UUCUUCUACUACCUUCUCUUCCUCACAACACCACAUAUAUAUAUUAACUGCAACUGCACCAGAAAAAUAUAUAUAUAUAUAUAUAUAUAUAUAUAAAAGAAUGUCAGGAGUUUGGGUUUUCAAUCCUAAUGGCGUAAUAACUACCCAAAAUACUUCCAAGAGAAAGGUUUUGGUGCACUUGCCAACAGACCAAAUUAUAUCUUCUUACUCUUCUCUGGAGCAGAUCCUGAAAGAAUUAGGAUGGGAGAGGUACUAUGGUGGUGACCCUGACCUCUUCCAAUUCCACAAACAAUCUUCCAUUGAUCUAAUCUCUCUGCCAAGGGAUUUCUCCAAGUUCACCUCCGUUUACAUGUACGAUAUUGUGAUUAAGAACCCCAAUAUCUUCCACGUUCGCAACAUGUAAACGUAAGCUGUGCGUGAUCUUCUCUAUAUGCUACGCCAUCCCUUUUAUUAGCUUGUUUUCUUAUUUGUGUGUUUUGUUUCAUGAGUGUGUAGGCUUUAUUUGGUUUUUCCUUCCUUUACUAUAUAAAAAAUAAGAAGGAAGCUGCUGGCUGUUUAAUUAUGUGUUUUUUUUUUGUACUGUAACA